Molecule: messenger RNA, 1315 nt
Organism: Armigeres subalbatus
Lineage: Eukaryota; Metazoa; Arthropoda; Insecta; Diptera; Culicidae
Gene: Taldo
Product: transaldolase
Exons: 3
Coding region: 188-1198 (336 amino acids)
Biological process (GO): carbohydrate metabolic process; pentose-phosphate shunt; pentose-phosphate shunt, non-oxidative branch
Cellular component (GO): cytoplasm; intracellular anatomical structure
Molecular function (GO): transaldolase activity
Source: RefSeq, a predicted model, not a curated record
AUACAGCACUCUCACUACGACUUUGCACGGCUUUUAGUUCGGUCGCUAAAACUUACGCUUGGCUGCUCCUACCGGUUACGGCGAUACAAGUGAGAUAUCCUUGUGCGGUUUAGUUAUUUACUAUUUACUUGUCUCAGUUCUAUACGCGAAAGCCCCCAUCGGAAGUAGUCUGGUUCCUCAGUCGAUCAUGAGCAGUAUUGAACCGCAGAGCAAGAAAACCAAGAUGGUCUCGAGUUUGGAACAGCUGAAGAAAUUGACCACCAUCGUGGCUGAUACGGGAGAUUUCGAAGCGAUGAAAAUCUAUAAGCCCACUGAUGCCACGACCAACCCAUCAUUGAUCCUAUCCGCUGCCGGUAUGGAACAGUACCAGCACUUGAUCGACAAAGCAGUCAAGUACGGUUUAAAGCACGGAUCCACCGAAGACGAACAGGUGUCGGAAGCCGCUGAUAUGCUGUUUGUCCUGUUUGGUUGCGAAAUUUUGAAGCUGGUUCCAGGACGCGUGUCCACUGAGGUGGACGCUCGGAUAUCGUUCAACAAGAAGGCCUCGGUGGCCAAAGCCCUCAAGCUGAUUCAACUGUAUGAGGAGCAGGGAAUCAAGCGAGACCGUGUACUGAUCAAGUUGGCUUCCACCUGGGAGGGCAUCCAGGCGGCUCGAGAGCUCGAACAGGAACACGGAAUUCAUUGCAAUCUCACGUUGCUGUUUUCGUUCGCACAAGCAGUCGCCUGUGCCGAGGCUGGAGUGACGCUCAUUUCUCCUUUCGUGGGGCGCAUUUUGGACUGGUAUGUGUCCAACACCGAUAAGAAAUCGUUCGAACCGGAACAGGACCCAGGCGUGGUUUCGGUUACUAAAAUUUACAACUACUACAAAAAGUUUGGAUACAAAACGGUGGUUAUGGGAGCGUCGUUCCGUAACACGGGAGAGAUUCGCGCCUUGGCGGGCUGCGAUCUUUUGACUAUCAGCCCAAAACUGCUUGGUGAUCUGGAGAAGAGCGAAGAACCUAUCAAGCGUUAUCUGGAUCCGGAGGCCGCUCAGAGUAGUGAUCUGGAGAAGAUCACAAUGAAUGAAGCCACUUUCCGCUGGAUGCUCAAUGAGGAUCAGAUGUCGACCGAUAAAUUGUCGGACGGAAUUCGAAAGUUCGCGGCCGAUGGACGCAAACUUGAGUCUAUGCUCCGCGGAUUGGUCCAACAGUCUGCUUGAAAAAGGGGGUUUGAAUAAAUCUUUCGUGCAUUUAUAAAAUCUCGAAAGUAAUGAUCUAAAUUUAUAUUCCAUAUCAAUCAAUGAUUUUGACAAUAAAAUUGGCGUACCUUCUUUUUA